Molecule: messenger RNA, 1122 nt
Organism: Heteronotia binoei (common prickly gecko)
Lineage: Eukaryota; Metazoa; Chordata; Lepidosauria; Squamata; Gekkonidae
Gene: MSX1
Product: msh homeobox 1
Exons: 5
Coding region: 1-1122 (373 amino acids)
Biological process (GO): embryonic morphogenesis; regulation of transcription by RNA polymerase II
Cellular component (GO): nucleus
Molecular function (GO): DNA-binding transcription factor activity, RNA polymerase II-specific; RNA polymerase II transcription regulatory region sequence-specific DNA binding
Source: RefSeq, a predicted model, not a curated record
AUGCGCAGACCACGUUUUCCCCCAAUUGCUACGGAUGAAUCCCCUCCCCCAAGUUCCCGGAAUCCAGCCCAGGGAGCACUUGCAGAACCGACCAUCGCUGGUGCUGAAGGUGUAGACAAGGCAUUUGGAAAAGCCAUUCAAGACUCCCGCGACGGAUUCCAGAAUGUCCUACUGGAUGCUCCAGAAUCAGAUUCGACGGAAAAUAUUCCGAAACCGUUCAGGAAACCCCGGGGGAUCCUACAGCGCUGUGGGAAAGAAAGCGGCGGCGGGGGGGCAGUGUGUGUUUAUGAACAGGGGCACACCCUCAAGUCAGCGGGUGGGGCUGGAGGGAGAUCCCCCCCAACCAAUGCCGGGCCGGCAGCGGGGGCUGGCGCCGAGGAGGGCGCCGAGAAGCCCAAGGGAGCGCCGGCCCCGCUGCCCUUCAGCGUGGAGGCGCUCAUGGCCGACCACCGCAGGCCCAGCGGCGGCACCGGCCUAGGAGGAGGAGGACACGCGGCGCCGGAGCGGCCUCCCUCGCCCCGGGCCCUGGCCAGCCCUUUCGCCGCCGCCGCCGUCGGGGGCCUGGGGAAACUGCCCGAAGAGGCGCGCCUGCUCCAAGCCGAGAGCCCGGAGAAGCCCGAGCGGACGCCCUGGAUGCCGCCGCCGCCUCCCCCAAGACGCGCAAGCCCGCCGGCCUGCCCGCUGCGCAAGCACAAGACGAACCGCAAGCCGCGGACGCCCUUCACCACGGCGCAGCUGCUGGCGCUGGAGAGGAAGUUCCGCCAGAAGCAGUACCUGUCCAUCGCCGAGCGGGCCGAGUUCUCCAGCUCGCUGAGCCUGACCGAGACGCAGGUCAAGAUCUGGUUCCAGAACCGGCGCGCCAAGGCCAAGCGCCUGCAGGAGGCCGAGCUGGAGAAGCUCAAGAUGGCAGCCAAGCCCCUGCUGCCCCCCCACGCCGCCGCCUUCGGCCUCUCCUUCCCCCUGGGCGCAGCCCCCGCCGCCGGAGCCUCCCUCUACGCCGCCGCCGCCGCCGCCGCCUCGGCCGGGCCCUUCCCGCGGGCCGCAGGACUGCCUCUCCCCGGCCCCGUCGGCCUCUACGCCGCCGCCGCGCACGUGGGCUACAGCAUGUACCACCUCGCCUAG